UCGCAGAGCGGGCAGAAGUUGUGGAGAGCGCGGCUCUUCCAUGGGCUGAGGACGGAGAGCGCAGCCCGCACCCUGCCCGCACGCACCAUGUUCCAGCCCGCUCCCAAGAGGUGCUUCACCAUCGAGUCUCUGGUGGCCAAGGAGAGCCCGCUGCCCCGCAUAGCCGAGGACCCGCUGCGCCCCGCCGCCCUCAGCUACGCGGGCUCCGGCCACAUCAACCCCUUCCUGAACGGCUUCCACUCCGCGGGCCGCGGCGUCUACUCCAGCCCGGACUUGGUGUUCGCAGAGACGGUCUCUCACCCGCAGAACCCCCCGGUGCCCGUGCACCCGCUGCCCCCUCCGCACCCGCUGCCCGCCUCGCACUCCCCGCACCCGCUUUUCUCCUCUCAACAAAGGGACCCGUCCAGCUUCUACCCCUGGCUGCUGCACCGCUACAGGUACCUGGGGCACCGCUUCCAAGGUAAUGACACAAGUGCAGAGAGCUUCCUAUUGCACAAUGCUUUGGCCCGAAAACCCAAGCGGAUCCGAACUGCCUUCUCCCCGUCCCAGUUACUGCGGCUGGAGCACGCCUUUGAGAAGAACCACUAUGUGGUCGGCGCAGAGAGGAAGCAGCUGGCGCACAGCCUGAGCCUCACAGAGACGCAGGUAAAAGUUUGGUUCCAGAACCGGAGGACGAAGUUCAAGCGGCAGAAGCUGGAGGAGGAAGGCUCGGACUCUUCCCAGAAGAAGAAGGGCACCCACCACAUCAACCGCUGGAGGAUCGCCACCAAGCAGGCCAGCCCCGAGGAGAUCGACGUCACAUCGGACGAUUAACAUUGCGACAUUCGGCACUUUUCAGGACACUUUUGUAUACUGGGGCCGGCGAUGGACAGGAGUGGCCCCCGGGGCCCCCCGCCGGGCGGAGACGCUGGAGUAUAUGUGGAUCCGCGGACCUGCUCCGCACACUGCUGCCGGAGGACGUGUAAAUGGCGCAGAGGUGUCGCGGAUUGUACAGACGUCUGUGUGUUGUGGUGACACU
Messenger RNA from Bufo bufo (common toad), 1018 nucleotides. RefSeq names its product empty spiracles homeobox 2 (gene EMX2). Gene Ontology annotation, molecular function: DNA-binding transcription factor activity, RNA polymerase II-specific; DNA binding. The record is from RefSeq and is a predicted model, not a curated record. The transcript has 3 exons. Lineage: Eukaryota; Metazoa; Chordata; Amphibia; Anura; Bufonidae. Bases 88 to 813 code for a protein of 241 amino acids. Gene Ontology annotation, biological process: brain development; regulation of DNA-templated transcription; central nervous system development.